Molecule: messenger RNA, 636 nt
Organism: Mya arenaria
Lineage: Eukaryota; Metazoa; Mollusca; Bivalvia; Myida; Myidae
Exons: 2
Coding region: 10-354 (114 amino acids)
Source: RefSeq, a predicted model, not a curated record
UGUGUUAAAAUGGAUGCAGAGUUGGAGGAGUUAAAGAGUGUGUACUCAAAUCAUUUUGGAAGAACGCCAGUUUCCACACCAUUUGCAUCACAAGAGUUAGACGAGUCGUGUGAAGUUGAUUAUGAAGUCGACAACGAUGAUAUUGACACAAUUGGCAGGAUAUUGGAAGGAUGUGUGAGGGAUUAUAUUUUGCAGCAAGAAAUCGUAGAUGAAGAUACAGACAGCGAUGGCAAUGGAGAGGCUGAAUUAGAUGAAAGCGAUAUUGAAGUGGCUGAAAAUUGUGAGCUUACAGAUAUAAAGAAAGUGUGUAAAGAUGGAUGUGGGUGUCAAAAGGAAAUGUUCACAACAGCUUAAUGUAGGAAAUGUGUAUGAACACAUACUUAACUUAAGAGAAAUGGACACAAAUGAAAAAGACAUGUAUAUUAUGGCCAUCUUACAAGACGACCGCGCCACGGCAACAACUAAGAAAGGAAAAAAGAGACAACGGAUGCGUUGUACAUUUAAAUUUAAUGGGUCCAUUGUUUGCAGGAGAACAUUUCACCUCUGCUAUGACAUAGGAAGAAGUGCCUUACAAGGUCUAAUGGCGCACAUGGCAACAAAUGGGAUCGUUCUAAGGACCCAUGGAAACACUGGAAG